Molecule: messenger RNA, 1547 nt
Organism: Drosophila yakuba
Lineage: Eukaryota; Metazoa; Arthropoda; Insecta; Diptera; Drosophilidae
Exons: 3
Coding region: 434-1546 (370 amino acids)
Source: RefSeq, a predicted model, not a curated record
UCAGCCAGAACUGGAUAUGGCCGGCUCUAACGGUCAACGGAAGUUCCAGAUGUUGACAAUGAAUUUGCCGAAAUACUUUUUAUAUGCUAAAUAGCCCAAGCUUUUGACCUUGAUGAUGGCUAAGGCCGCCAGCUGCCAGCAGUUUGAUUCUAGGUCUCAUACCCGCCAGUCUAGCUGAUUUUCCACUGUUUUCUAUUUUCUUUUUGUAUUUAAAAUUUUUUCCAUUUUAUUUGGCAUAUCUUAUAUAAGCAAUACCUGCAGCUGACCGUUGGAGCAUUGCACAAUCCGGGGCAGCAGCGUCGAUCGAUUUCACACACCGCUGAUCGCUGGGCAAGUGACUUCCGGCUUUUGGCCAAGCCCCGAAAGGUGGCCAACUAUAAAUGGCUAUGUUGUUGUCAAAAUGCUGCCACAAAUUUGACGAGAGUGCAACGCGAUGGAUCUGCCCCCUGGAAAGCCAAACGGACUACUUAAGAUGCAAAUGUUGCUCCUGCUUUUGGCUUUCUUCAUUUCACCGGCAUUGUUGCAGCAGCCACCUGUCUUCUAUCAUCCAAGACAAUUGUACUACGAUGCACCGCGUCUUCGGCGAUUUGAGUAUGCUUCAGCUGCCACGCCCAUUGUGGGCGGCUAUAGUGCGGCUCCAGCGCCGGCGAUUCACUUCCAGCAGCAGACACCGCACUUCCAGCUGCUCAACUAUCGACCCAGCUAUCAGCCCUUGGGCUUGGAUUACCAGCAGCAGCAGUUGCCCGCUCCUGCCCCGCCCCUCCCGCCCCUGUAUCCGCAGCAGAGUGUCCAGUAUCAGCAGCGGACCAUCGCUCCACAUGCCGAGCUGGCCAAGUACCGAUAUGAAGGCAACUAUCUGCCGGUGCAACGCGUUUCGCUGCAGCAGCCUCAACGUCGCGCCGAGGAGCAGCAGCAGUUGCAACAGCAGCACUUGCAACAGCAACAGCAACACUUGCAGCAGCAGCAGUUGCAGCAGCAACACUUGCAACAGCAGCCGCAGCAGCUCUUCAAUGUGCCACCCGCUCUCUUUACCAGCGAUGUGUUGCACGUGAUUCCACCUCGCAUUGCCAGGUUGCAGGAGCAGCAGCAACCCUCACAGAACGUCCAAACCGAACGACCCAGGAGGUACGCCAAGGAUCUGGACACGGAUGUGGCCGAAACCAGAAGUCCAAGUGACCGAAGUGCCAAGGAAACCAAGUACUUUCAUGAUAUUUUCAUGCGCUUUGAUGCUCCCGAUUCGCGGAGUCAUGGUCACGUCCUGAAGCAUCCGCAGGCGCAGGAAAAGCGAUUUGAGUCGCAGCGAGGCACGAAUCGCUACAAGGGCGAGACUUUCUCCCUCUCAACCAACCACUUCACGGACUUAGGUGAUUUGGACAGAUCGUCAAGGAGGCCACGGCGAACACCGUUGGGACCUGGCGCAGGGAAAACUCUGAGAUCAGACCUCAAUUUGCAUACUCCUCCUUUACAUUACCCUCCCCCUAACAAAAUGAAAAGAAACUCUUUGUACAUACCCAUCCGAACUCGCAUAAAUCGUGACUUUUCAUAAU